GAUCGGUAACUAGAUUGACCUUCAAAUGGCAACGAAAGGCAAUAAAGUGUAUGUAAACAUUUUAAAUCUUAAUGAUUCAAUAAGUAUCUUUAAUGAUUUAAUAAAAUGUUUACCCUAAAUUGUAUUUCAAAAUGUGUGAACUGUGUGAUUUUUUUGGUUAGAUUAACUGGCAUUUGACUUUAACUUAGUUUAGCACUAUUCUGUGUCCAUCGAUGAUGUCGUUACGUCGAGACUUGACUCUUGAGUUUGAGAGUAAAUCUUAAGUAAAUCAGUAGGCAUACAAUUACAGUAGGCCCACUUAAGUUAAGUCUUAACUUGGACUUUAGACAAAUUAAUUUUUUAAAUAUAGUUAUUAUUUAUAGUUUUAGUGACUAUAGACUAGACUUAAGACCCGCUAAGUAAGUCUACUUUGACUUUAGACAUAAUAUAACAAAUAACUAAGUAAUUUUAAUUAUUACUUUUUAUAAAUUUAUUGACUAUUAUUACUAUUAGCUUAUAUUAUAAUUAUAGGGCUAAUGUGCAGAGAUGAUUCCGUGACGUCAUUUGCGUGUUUAAGUUGCCUUGAAUUAGGGUUCAGGUUAGGUUAAUAAGGGAUACAUAUAGGACAUAAGUUCGUGGGUCGCGAUAACAAAGAUGGCGGCCAUGAUGAAAAAACUCGGGGAUAUCUCUUCACAUUUACCAAUUAUAACUUACUAUACUAUACUUAAUAUAUUGCUCAUCACUCUCAUUUUUUAAAUGUUAUAGAGAUAGACCUUUACAUGUUGUUCAUCCGCCAAGAUCGACUAGGACCAUCUAGUCAUCCGUUUCGGGGGGGGGGGGGGGGGUCACGGUGAGACCUUUACAUAUAAAGAUACAUCUUUUUUUAUGUCAAUCACAAUCGAAUCAAUAAGUCAAUAACUUCUAAGUCAUACUAUUAAAAUUGUAUGUCAAAAUCAAUUAAAAUUUUUUUACCUACUCAACUAAAACCGUCUAAAGCCAAUUGGAAGUUGACUGAUUCACACAGUCACUGUCCAACACUGGGCAAGACUUUUAAAAGUUAUGUACUGAGUAAUGUCUGUACUUAUGACUUCCACAGAGUCUGAGUGGAAUGUAUUAAUUGACUGUCCUCAAUUAACACUUCACACUAUGAGUAUGAAAAUAUGAUUGAUUGAUUUAUUCAAUAAUUUAUUAGGCCUCCUGACUAAAUAACAAAUAAAGGUAAAGAAUAAACCAGCUCGGAAUGAUGAUUGGGGUGCACAGUUACUAGUUAGCAACAUACAGGUGGGUGUAACCAUGUGGGAUGACCCCAGCAACACCGAACUCUAACCACCCAAAUAGAAAACAUAAUCCAUAGUCAUGAAACAAAAUUUGUUCUGAUGGGUAACCAUUCAAGACCAUAUAAAUAAUAUAAAUUUGACAUUGGCCUAUGGAAUCAGUGAAUGCUUGGGUCUGGUUGUGGUAAGAAGCAUAUAGUAUACUUACAUAGCAUUGAAAACAAUUAUGAGUGUAAUAAAGUAUAUUCAUUAUAAAGUCAAUAACCAUGCCAGUUUUAUAAAUUAAUUACUCUUUUUUUUUCUUUGACAGGUAUGGUCUUAUUAUUCCUAAAAAAGAUGGACAAAUUAAAUCAAAACCUUCCAAAGCUUCUGCUUUUAACGUUUUUGGAAAUGAAAGUGAUGAGGUAAAUUCACUUUUUAAAUUAAAAAAAACUCAUACACUUAUUGAAAUUAUUGCAUUUUGAGGAAAUGAGUCAAAUGCUGUAAUUAAAGACUUUUGAAUUACUAUCAUAAUGACUAGUGGGCUGCUGUCGGACACAUGAACAUUAAUAUAUUCAGUGCUUUUGAAAGAGAAACAGUCCUCCUACACUUGACAGGAAUUUUGUUUAAUGAACUCAAACAUUUUUGGAAAUAAUAUUGGUGAUACUGUGAACAAGUUUUAAGAUAAGUCUUUUUGCUGACAUAUUCAUUGUUAUGUGGCAUCUUUUUUCAAGUGUUUCCUUACUUUGUGUUCCAUAUUUCCUUAAAUGAUGGGGAGGGAAUAAAAGCUAUGCUGUCUUUCAUUUAAAGCAAAUUUAAAAAGCUGAAAAUUGAUUAGGACUAUCUACACACACACCAUAUAGCAUACAACAAUUCUAGGGGAUGAGUCAUACAUAAGUGAAUUGAUAAUAAGCACUGGACUUUGAUUACCAAAUCACUGACAUGAAUCCAUUUUUACAAACUACUGCAAAUAACAUAAAAGUUAUUUUGAUUUAAAAUCUUUCAAAACACAUCUUUUCCAUUUUGAUAAAUAGUAGAAUUUGUUUAAUCUUGUAGUAAAAUUAUAGCAUAACUUUCAAGGUUUUAGAUACUGAGGCGUCAUUAGGGUUGAUGUCACUGGGUGAGGCAAACUCAUGGUGUCCGCCCCCUCUCACCCUUUUUUCAGACACCCCCCCCCCACCCUUCCCACAAACGGCACAGAGUAAUUCUUAACCAGAUCAUACAGAAACAAUUACAGUAUUGUUUGUAAAUUAACUCCUAAAGGCAAAAAGGCAUAAAAAGGAAACAUAGAAUUUAGGUACCAGCAUUUCAAAGAUACAUCAAAAUGACUUUGUAUUGCAGUAAUACUUAUAAAACUAUUGUAACAACUGUUGUAAGUAUAGAGACCUUUAUCUCUUAUUUGAGUAUACGGCUCAUUGAAAAACAGUGCACAACAUAAGACAAUACAGUUAAUUAAAUAUGGUAAUACAGAAAACUGUACCCCAACUAGAGCUAAUUAAAAGUAAUAAUUUAAUUAAGUUAGUGAUAGAUUACAAGAUCAAAAAAUAAAAUAAAAACUAAAGUUAUUGAUUUACAGUACAGUGAUGACUUGUACCGGUACAAUGUUGAAGAAGAUGCAAUGUUGUAAAGGUACAAUGUUUAAAAAGGAACACACACACACACACUGGAAAUAUUAUUAAACAAGUCUCUGUCUUGUAUAGCAAAUCUAGCUCCUCUCAAUCUCUCCAUAGGCAUACAUAUAGUCUGUUUCAGAGAUAUUUCUAGAAAGGGCUUACACAUUAUGUCCCUUUCUCGAUCAACCUCGAUAUUUCUACAUGAUUCUACUUUUACAGACCAUAGACUGUAUUUAUUUGUAAACAAGGUCAAGGGAGACUAUUUUUAAUUAACCACACCCAAUGGCUGUGUCGAACUUGGGGUCAGCUAAAGUUCAUUCAUGAAAAAAGAUGAAUGAAAGUAAACAAGAUGCCUAUAACACUAUGAAAAUAAUUAUAAUAAACAAAAUAGAGGUAUUGGCAGUUGAUUUAAAACAACAAUAUAUAUAAAGGGAAUUAAAAAAGGAGCUUGUUGUUCAUGUUUUUUCUGAAGUGAACACCCUGAAAUCCUUGCAUGACCUACUUAGAUUGUCACAAACUUAAGUUAAGCAACUAAACUUAUGGAAAAAUCCACUAGAUGCUCUAGCGGCAACCUGCUCUUGUAUUUAACUUAGAUAUGUUAUAAAACAGACUCAAUUUUACAUUUGGUAUAAUCAGGGUUGCCAAAUUUGAAAACAGUACAAAUUGGACCUGAAAUAUUCUUUUUCUGUGAAUGUCCAAUAAUCACUUUAGGAUAUCUUUAAAAAAAAUUAGACAUUUUACAAACAAUUUUUGAAGCUUGAUUUAAACUUUUCUUCUCAUAAUGAAGAGAAAAGUGGCGUGAAUGUCAUUCUACAAGCUUUGGUGAUCUUAGAGAAUUAUGUAUGUUGAUUGUCUUUUCCCCUUACCCACAAAUAUUUUUACAUAUCCUUAGGAGGAAACUAGCUCAGCUACAGGAGUGUCUGCUGUUAAAACUUCAGGACCAAGUACAGUUAAAAGACAGGUUAACAGUCUGACAUUGUUCCUUAAGUGUCAUUUAAACAAAAAAAAUUUUAAAGUAUUGUUUUUAGUAAGGUAGCCACACCAGAAUCAAUUCUCUUAUUAAUUAAGCUGUAUAUACCUUAGGCCAUCUUCCUGAUUGUACAUAUUCAUUAGAUUAUAAACAUUUUUACAGACACAGAUGGAUAUUGAUAAAGCCUUGCAAGAGGAUCCAAAUAUCUAUGAAUAUGAUGCUAUCUAUGACAAAUUGCAGGCAAAUAAACCCCACGUUGGAUUAAAAGAAAAAAGCACUAUGGAGAAAAAGGUUAUCUUUUUUGAAAUUAUUCUUUUCCAAAUAUCACUCUCUCUCUUUGCUUUUAGUUGUUUAACAUAAAUAAUGUAAAUUUAUCAUUUUUGAAUUACAUUAAUCUAGUUAUUUACAAUUAGAAUCUUAAAAUGCAGUUAUAAUAUUCAAGGAAGUAUUUUCUAUCCCAUAAUCUUCUUAUGGCACACAAAAAAUAUAAUGUUUUUUAAAAUCUUUUACUGAUGGCAAUAAAGAGCAUUCUAUUAAUUCCUCUCAUUAAAAGUAUUUUAUUUAAUUAUGUCUGCCUCUGCUUCCAAAUUAUUUAUUUUACCCUGCAUUUUUUUUUCAGCCGAGAUAUAUAUCAGGUUUGUUGAAAGCGGCAGAAGUGAAAAAGAAAGAAGAUGAAAGAAGAAAAGAGAGACAAGUAAGGCACAUUGUAUCCUCCUGUGUCAUAUUUAUUUUUGAUUGUGCAGAUGAAAAAAGUUUUAAUGUAGAUCACUAGAUUGCAUAUAAGAGAUAACGAUUUGUUUAUGAAGUUUUGAGACGAUUUGUUGAUGAAGUUUUGAAAAAGUUCUAUUGAAAGUCACAUGGCUGUGCAGGUUUAGAGUAUGAUUAAUAUUAAUGCUCUUAUUUUAGACUGCCUAUUUAGCCUUUUCCAAACCCUUCAGAAUUAUACUGCCUGCUAUUUAACUUUUCCUAGACCCUUCAAUAUUAUGGUGCUCACAUAAUGCUAAAUGACUGAUCUCAAUAUUUAUACUAUAGCAGGAAUGCCUCUAUUAUAAUUUUCCACUUGUCAUGGUCAACUGUGUAUUCUAUAAUAAUGGCACAUUGCAUUAAAAUUUCCCAAUCAGGUGUAAAAAAACAAAUAUUCAUAUUUUCCCUAUUACUGUGUUUAAUUUUAAACAGGAAUAUUAGAUAAUGUUAAAAAUAAUAAAAUCUCACUUAAAAGUUGACUUUUUAAAAAAAUCUAUCUAUCCUCAUUUAGUGUUAAUGGGACAGUUUGAAUACUAUCUCAAUACAUAACUUUAUCAUUAACAUUUUGUUUUAAAAAAAUUAAAAAAUUAAACAUAAAAGCUGUAAUACUUUUUUUUUAAAGAUUAAAAAAAAAAAAUUCUUAAAAAAAAUAAUGUGUGUUAUGUUAUGCUAUUUUGAUCAGGUUCAGAAAGAACGUGAGGCUGAAGGAGAAAUGUUUGCAGACAAAGAGAAGUUUGUGACUUCUGCAUACAAACAGAAAAUGCUGGAAAUGCAGAAAGAAGAAGAAAAGGAGAAACAGGAGGCUGCUAUGGAAAGUUAGUAGAAACAUUGCUACAUUGCUAAGGGAGAUAAUUAUGUCAUUGAUUAUAAAAGGUUUGUUUCCUAAAGGACAUCACUUAAAAUUUUUAAAUGAAGCUAUCAUGGAUUAGCCUUUAUGACUUUACAUCUUAAUACAGCCAUGAAACUUCCCUGUAAAUCUUUUUACCAGUUUCUGUGAAUCUAUUCACCUUUACCCUAUAGUAUUUUUAUCGGUGCUCGUGAGUCUAUUACUGGUUUUUAAUCUAUUUUUGGCAGUAAAAUAAAAAAAGUGUCGAUUUUGGGUAUUGACUAGUAAUUGUUGCAGAUAUCGGAAAAAGCAUUGUGUUCAAUUUGAUGUGAUUACAAUUAAUGCACAUGUAAAAGAAUUUGAUGAAAGAAACAAAUCACUUACAGAUUGUGACAAAAAUAUUCAAUUAAAAAAUGACUGUCAAAAUUUUUAAAUUGUGAAAAAGUAUUUUAGGUUAUUACUGUCUCAUACUUAAAUAAUUAAGUUGUUCAUAAAUUAACCUUCAACCAAUAACUCGUGGCAGCAGCUAAGUGAUUUUCGUUUGUUUGUCUUUUUAGAUCUUCUUGAUGUAACCAAACAGAAAGACAUGAGUGGAUUUUACAGAUAUCUUUACCGAACUACUGCAGGGACUGAGGGUACUCAGAAUCCCAGUGGAGAUGAUAGCAGCCUAAUUAAAGAUGAGAAGUAAUACCCGUUUCAUAAGUUUAUUUAUGUGCAAUUACGCUGGUCUCUUUGUCAUUUUUAAUGGAUCCCAAAAAUGAAUAAGUUUUGGAGUAGAGAAAAACAGUUUCAGGAUCUUUAAAUAAAAUCUCUAUCCAGUGAAGAAUGCAAACCUUAUUUGUGUUUUUUUCUAUCCUAAUAUUCUAAAUCAUUAGGUUAUAUUAUUCUAGAAAGAUUAGUGUUAUGGUAGAUGCAUGUUUCUCGUGCGUGAACUUUGGGUGACCCCAAGUUUUGGAGACACAAUGUGUGGCCUAAUUGUAAAUUGUUUCCCUUCACCUUGUUUAAAAUUUAAACACUGCAUCUCGUCAAUUUUGAUAGAACUUACGAGAAGGCCUUAGUUACAGAUAGAGCACUCGUCUUAACGCUUUCUGGAAUAGUCUUUAUGAGAGACUAUAAAUAAUCCGAUCGACAGAGAGCAAUGAGAGAGAUAGAUUGGUUGAGAUUGAGACAGACUAAGAUAUGAGGCAAGAGCAAGAUGAAUAAACUGACAUGCAGUACUGACUAUACCAUAUAUUUGUACCUUAUAUUUACUCUGUGUGUGUGCACCUUCCCAACAUUGUACCAGUUCAUUGCUGUAAAUUUAAGUUAAUAGAGUUGUAUUUUAUUUUAUUUGAUUUUGUAUUUUAAAGUUAGCUUAAAUAAAUUAUUUGUAAUUAGCACUACUUCGGGUAUAGUUCUUUUAUUACUGUAUUUAAAUCAAUGGGAUCGUUCCUUUUUUGUGUAAUGUUUGUCAACGAGCCAUCUUUAAAAUAAUAAAUUCUUUAAAUAUUAGAACGGUACGUACAAAUUUAGUGUUUUAAAUUUAUAACAGCUACAGUUUUCUCUAGUGUACUACAGUAUUAUAUUUUUAAAUAAUGAUAAUUCAUUGAUCUUUGUGUAUAUUAGAUUUUUAUAAACAUAUUUAUUUGCCAUUUUUCUCCUGAAAGUCUAUCAACUAUUCAGAUUAGCCAAUCUGGUAUAUUGAUUUUUUUGUUUAUUGAUUUAAUGGAAAUAAUUCUCAUUAUUAAAAUAAAUUUUCAAUUUGCACUUUUUUAAAUGUUCAAUUUGCAGGUUUUAUUAUAUAAGAUUAAUAAAUAUCCCCAAGAUUGUCUCCCAAAGUUUGUAGAAUUAAGGGAAGGUGUUAAUGAGUUAAAAUUUAAUUAACUUUGCAGCAUCAAGAAAGAAUGCAGUCCUGAAGACAAUGAAAAUCCACCCACACAGCCCAAAGAUAAGGAAUCCUCUCCAUCAAGCUCAUCAUCAUCAUCAUCGACUGGAUCUUCAACAUCAUCACACAGGUAUUGCCAUACUUAGCUCAUCUGUUGUCAUGUGUUGUAUAAGGAGUAUUAACACAAUAUCUCAACCUGUGGCCUUGUUUAGUUAUCUUCCUUUUAUUCUAAAAAAGAAAUGAUGAAUUCAAGCAUCAUGUUAUGGUUGAUUGUCUAAGUGUGCUUGUAGUUUGUAUUAAAAUCUGAAUUUAACAGUGGUUUCCCUUUGCUCUAAAAUUGCAUCAUAUGUAGUUAUAUUUGUGCAUAGAAUGGUGUAAUGCUACAAUGAUAAAACUAUAUGGCAGUCUAACACUCAUAAUAAGUUGAUGAUAAGGUAGAAUCUCUUAUAUCUAUUACACUUCUGGUGUGACUUGUGGACUGCUUCCUUUUCUGUCUGCGUCCUAUUUAGCACAUAUGGUAUUGAGAGUAUAUUACAAAUAAUUUUAUAUGUUUCAAAGAAAGUAUGGUUCAAUAAUGAGUUCAAUAGCAUGCAAAAAAUAAUUCCCAAUAACUAUGCUAAUUAUAUAUAUUUUCUUAAUAAUGCAACUGCGUUUGGUGCGUAAUAUUUUCUUUUCGGAAAAUGAAAUCUACUCAAUUUAAGUAUAGUGUAAAAAUAUUUGGUUUAAAAGUGGUUGGGACAUCAGAAUAUUUAAUGUAGUUCAUGGACAUGGAAUAAAAAGUGUGCAAUGACGUAUCAUGUAGGGAAAGGGUUUAGCUAAAAUUGGGAUUCUUAAAUGUGCUUUACUUGAGUUCAUGUUUUGUCAAGUAACUUUAGUAGAUGGGAAGUUCACACAUUGCUGUCGCCUAUUUUAUCAGGCUAUAGCUAGUGUUGUAUAGUAAGGUAGAGUUGUGUGAUGUUAUGUGGACUGAUGUCAUGUUACAGUUGAAUGGUGUGAUGUUAAGGUAGAGUGGCAUGAUGUUAUGUUAUUUGAUUUUAUGGUGGAGUAGGUAUGGUGCCAUCUUACAGUAGAAUAGUGUCAUGUUAAGCUAGAAUGGUGUAAUAUUACGUUAUAAAAAUGGUGUUUUAUAUAUACUUUGUGUCUAUAUUACCUACUUAAAGCAUAUCGUAGCCCAACUCUCUUAUAAUUAGUUGAUGAUAAGGUAGAAUGGUGUAAUGUUAGGGUAGAAUGGUGUGAUGUUAGGGUAGAAUGGUGUGAUGUUAAGGUAGAAUGGUGUGAUAUUAGGGUAGAAUGAUGUGAUGUUACAGUAGAAUGGUGUGAUGUUACAGUAGAAUGGUGUGAUGUUACAGUAGAAUGGUGUGAUGUUAGGGUAGAAUGGUGUGAUUUUAAGGUAGAAUGGUGUGAUUUUAAGGUAGAAAGGUGGGAUUUUAAGGUAGAAUAGUGUGAUGUUACAGUAGAAUGGUGUGAUAUUAGGGUAGAAUGGUGUGAUGUUACAGUAGAAUGGUGUGAUGUUAGGGUAGAAUGGUGUGAUGUUACAGUAGAAUAGUGUGAUGUUACAGUAGAAUGGUGUGAUGUUACAGUAGAAUGGUGUGAUGUUAGGGUAGAAUGGUGUGAUAUUAAGGUAGAAUGGUGUGAUGUUAAGGUAGAAUGGUGUGAUGUUAGGGUAGAAUAGUGUGAUGUUAAGGUAGAAUGGUGUGAUGUAAAGGUAGAAUGAUGUGAUUUUAAGGUAGAAUGGUGUGAUUUUAAGGUAUAAUGGUGAGAUUUUAAGGUAGGAUAGUGUGAUGUUACAGUAGAAUGGUGUGAUGUUAGGGUAGAAUGGUGUGAUUUUAAGGUAGAAUGGUGUGAUGUUAAGGUAGAAUGGUGUGAUGUUACAGUAGAAUGGUGUGAUGUUAGGGUAGAAUGGUGUUGUGUUAGGGUAGAAUGGUGUGAUUUUAAGGUAGAAUUGUGGGAUGUUAAGGUAGAAUGGUGUGAUGUUAAGGUAGAAUGGUGUGAUUUUAAGGUAGAAUGUUGUGAUGUUAAGGUAGAAUGGUGUGAUUUUACAGUAGAAUGGUGUGAUGUUAAGGUAAAAAAGUGUGAUGUUACAGUAGAGUGGUGUGAUAUUAGGGUAGAAUGAUGGGAUUUUAAUGUAGAAUGUGGGAUUUUAAGGUAUAAUAGUGUGAUGUUACAGUAGAAUGGUGUGAUAUUAGGGUAGAAGAGUGUGAUGUUACAGUAGAAUGGUGUGAUGUUAGGGUAGAAUGGUGUGAUUUUAAAGUAGAAUGGUGGGAUUUUAAGGUAGAAUAGUGUGAUGUUACAGUAGAAUGGUGUGAUGUUAGGGUAGAAUGGUGUGAUUUUAUGGUAGAAUGGUUUGAUUUUAAAGUAGAAUGGUGUGAUGUUAAGGUAGAAUAGUAUAAUAAUAUUAUAGUAUGAUGUUACAGUAGAAUGGUGUGAUGUUAAGGUAGAAUGGUGUGAUUUUAAGGUAGACCGGUGUGAUUUUAAAGUAGAAUGGUGGGAUUUUAAGGUAGAAUACUGUGAUGUUACAGUAGAAUGGUGUGAUUUUAAGGUAGAAUGGUGUGAUUUUUAAAGUAGAAUGGUGGGAUUUUAAGGUAGAAUAGUGUGAUGUUACAAUAGAAUGGUGUGAUGUUAGGGUAGAAUGGUGUGAUUUUAAGGUAGAAUGGUGUGAUGUUAAGGUAGAAUGGUGUGAUGUUAAGGUAGAAUGGUGUGAUGUUAAGGUAGAAUGGUGUGAUGUUAAGGUAGAAUGGUGUGAUGUUAAGGUAGAAUGGUGUGAUUUUAAGGUAGACCGGUGUGAUUUUAAAGUAGAAUGGUGGGAUUUUAAGGUAGAAUACUGUGAUGUUACAGUAGAAUGGUGUGAUUUUAAGGUAGAAUGGUGUGAUUUUUAAAGUAGAAUGGUGGGAUUUUAAGGUAGAAUAGUGUGAUGUUACAAUAGAAUGGUGUGAUGUUAGGGUAGAAUGGUGUGAUGUUAAGGUAGAAUGGUGUGAUUUUAUGGUAGAAUGGUGUUAUGUUAAGGUAGAAUGGUGGUUUUUAAGGUAGAAUGGUGGGAUUUUAAGGUAGAAUAGUGUGAUGUUACAGUAGAAUGGUGUGAUAUUAGGGUAGAAUGGUGUGAUGUUACAGUAGAAUGGUGUGAUGUUACAGUAGAAUGGUGUGAUGUUACAGUAGAAUAGUGUGAUAUAGGAUAGAAUGGUGUGAUGUUAGGGUAGAAUGGUGUGAUGUUAGGGUAGAAUGGUGUGAUGUAAUAGUAGAAUGGUGUGAGGUAAGGUAGAAUGGUGUGAUGUUAAGGUACAAUGGUGUGAUAUUAAGUUAGAAUGGUGUGAUGUUAAGGUAGAAUGGUGUGAUGUGAAGGUAGAAUGGUUUGAUGUUAAGGUAGAAUGGUGUGAUGUUAAGUUAGAAUGGUGUGAUGUUAAAGUAGAAUAGUGUGAUGUUACCAUAGAAUGGUGUGAUUUUAAGGUAGAAUGGUGUGAUAUUAUGGUAGAAUGGUCUAAUGUCAAGGUAGAAUGGUGUGAGUUACAGUAAAAUGGUGUUAUUUUAGGGUAGAAUUGUGUGAUGUUAGGGUAGAAUAGUGUGAUUUUAAGGUAGAAUGGUGUGAUUUCAAGGUAGAAUGAUGUGAUGUUAAGGUAGAAUGGUGUGAUUUUAAGGUAGAAUGGUGUGAUGUUAAGGUAGAAUGGUGUGAUUUUAAGGUAGACCAGUGUGAUUUUAAAGUAGAAUGGUGGGAUUUUAAGGUAGAAUACUGUGAUGUUACAGUAGAAUGGUGUGAUUUUAAGGUAGAAUGGUGUGAUUUUUAAAGUAGAAUGGUGGGAUUUUAAGGUAGAAUAGUGUGAUGUUACAAUAGAAUGGUGUGAUGUUAGGGUAGAAUGGUGUGAUUUUAUGGUAGAAUGGUGUGAUGUUAAGGUAGAAUGGUGUGAUUUUAUGGUAGAAUGGUGUUAUGUUAAGGUAGAAUGGUGGUAUUUAAGGUAGAAUGGUGGGAUUUUAAGGUAGAAUAGUGUGAUGUUACAGUAGAAUGGUGUGAUGUUACGGUAGAAUGGUGUGAUGUUACAGUAGAAUGGUGUGAUGUUACAGUAGAAUGGUGUGAUGUUACAGUAGAAUAGUGUGAUAUAGGAUAGAAUGGUGUGAUGUUAGGGUAGAAUGGUGUGAUGUUAGGGUAGAAUGGUGUGAUGUAAUAGUAGAAUGGUGUGAGGUAAGGUAGAAUGGUGUGAUGUUAAGGUACAAUGGUGUGAUAUUAAGUUAGAAUGGUGUGAUGUUAAGGUAGAAUGGUGUGAUGUGAAGGUAGAAUGGUUUGAUGUUAAGGUAGAAUGGUGUGAUGUUAAGUUAGAAUGGUGUGAUGUUAAAGUAGAAUAGUGUGAUGUUACCAUAGAAUGGUGUGAUUUUAAGGUAGAAUGGUGUGAUAUUAUGGUAGAAUGGUCUAAUGUCAAGGUAGAAUGGUGUGAGUUACAGUAAAAUGGUGUUAUUUUAGGGUAGAAUUGUGUGAUGUUAGGGUAGAAUAGUGUGAUUUUAAGGUAGAAUGGUGUGAUUUCAAGGUAGAAUGAUGUGAUGUUAAGGUAGAAUGGUGUGAUUUUAAGGUAGAAUGGUGUGAUGUUAAGGUAGAAUGGUGUGAUUUUAAAGUAGAAUGGUGUGAUGUUAAGGUAGAAUAGUAUGAUGUUACAGUAGAAUGGUGUGAUGUUACAGUAGAAUUGUGUGAUUUACAGUAGAAUGGUGUGAUGUUAUGGUAGAAUGGUGUGAUGUUAAGGUAGAAUGGUGUGAGUUACAGUACAAUGGUGUUAUUUUAAGGUAGAAUGGUGUGAUGUUACAGUUGAAUGGUGUGAUGUUAGGAUAGAAUGGUGUUAUGUUAGGGUAGAAUGGUGUGAUGUUAAGGUAGAAUGGUGUGAUUUUAAGGUAGAAUGUUGUGAUGUUAAGGUAGAAUGGUGUGAUUUUAAAGUAGAAUGGUGUGAUGUUACAGUUGAAUGGUGUGAUGUUAGGGUAGAAUGGUGUUAUGUUAGGGUAGAAUGGUGUGAUGUUAAGUUAAAAUGGUUUGUUGUGAAGGUAGAAUGGUGUGAUGUUAACUCUUUUCAUUCCUCUUAUAUAGAGAGUGUACAACUAUAUACGUUGGUUAUUUUUGCUAAUAAAAUAUUGUCUUUUUUAUUUUUUAAGUGUUCUAUAGCUAUUUUAUCAUACAUUUGGAAUAAAAAUGUUAAAAAAAUAAUAUUUAAAGUUUUAAAAUAAAAAAUGACGUUUUUUUACGAGUUCGAGGUUCACGUGACAUGCCGAAGCGUUACUCGCCAUUUUGGGAAAAUUUGUGCAAGACGCUGGUCGACUCAGCAGCCCAAAAUUUUAAAUAAUGAAUACUACUGACGAAAAUAUUGAUCAAAUUUUAUCUGAAACAUCUGGGAAAGAUAGUUGGGAACCUGAAUCUAGUGACUUUGAUUCAGAUUUUGAUGAGAAUCUGCCUUUAUAGCCCAUUAUAGUCACUAAAACUAGAAGGUUAGUAAUCAAGUGUUUCGUCAUUCUAUAUUUUUUAUAGAUUUUUUACUUUUAUUUUAUCGAUUUCAAUUGUAUUUAUAAUCAUAAUUGAAGUAUUUAGUACCCAUUUUAAAAUGAAUCUACGCAAAUAAAAUCAUUGUAAAAUUUGCAAAUAUUUUAUUACAUUAAUAAUUUUAGAAGACGUUAUGCUUAGAAACUGUUGCUAAGAAAUGUAAACAAGGCAGUCGGCACUGAUUAUUAUGAUAUAUUUCAUCCUAGAGACCAUAAAAUUUGACAUCGAUGUGUGUCAUAAAAAAUUAAUUAUCUGACACUAAAUUUUUUUGUCAUAACGGUUUUUAGACAGUAUUUGAAGUAUUAAAAACUUGAAAUUUAAGUAAGUAUAUAUUUUAUAUUCAUUGCAUCCCUAAUAGUUGCAUAUAGGUCUAUAAUAUUAGUUAUUCUUUUACUUCUCAGGCUAGGCUUUCAUGAGGUUUGAGAUGAUGACCCACUGGUUCCCACUCCUAAGUUUCCCCCAUCCAGAAAGCCAGGCUGACAUGUGUGGGAAGAAAUGUCAUCAUAACACAGCUACAAUCUGCACCCUAAAGUCUAAGGAUUUUCAAGAUAUGUUUCACGCUGAAUUUGGUUAAAACAUUUGUAAAAUACACCUAUUCAACUACAAUGGGACCUUCUAAACCUUCCAUCAACUGUGGUUUGUCGAUAUCUCAACAACAUACCACUUUUACACCUUUUUCUAGGACUACUAAUGUGGAUGUCAACUGUACAAGUCCUCAGUGUACAAAAAUACUCGUCAACCGCAACAAUGUUUCACUACUUUCAUGAAUUGUGGGCUCAUGCCGUAUUCCCAAAAACAGAUUUAUUCAAAUAAGACAUUCUUCAAAGUUUCUAAUAUUGAAACAGACAAUGAGGACAAACUGUGCAAAGUGAACUUGUCAGACUUUAUCAGAAGUAAAUAAAGAUAAAAACCAAAGCAAUGUGAUAUGAUGUGAUGGAUCAGAGAUAAUAUAAUUUAUACUAUGUUCAGUGGAGAGAAAAGCCUCACUUAUUUCAAAUAGUACGACAGCAAAUGGAUUUUCUUUUGUGAACAAAACCAAAAUGGAUGAUGUCUUUCUAGGCAAUUAUUGGGGAGAAAAACCAAAUUAUUGGGGGGCGGUGAUUUUUAUUUUUUAAAAAUAAUUUCCCCUUUUUGACACAUUUCACAAAAAAAUUAUAUUUUCGUCAAAUUCUCAUGAAAUGUUCUAAAUCAUGCAUAUAAUAUAAGAAAAUGAAUUUGCUUUCUAAAUAAACAGAUUUUAAAAAAUAAUUUCAUAUUGUUUGUUUUUUUCCUUCUUUGCAUGUGAUCACCAUUUUUUUUUUUUUUUCACACAUUUUCAUUAAAAAAAAAUUGCAUUUUUGUUUCACAACUUCUAAGUACUGACACUAUGUGUUUGAAAACAAAUAUUUUUAGAAACCUUAUGCAUUUCCCCACUAUAAAAUAUAUAACAUCAUGAUAUUUAGACAAGGAUUUUAAAAGUUAUUGACUCUUUUUUAAGGUCAAUAGAAAUCUCAUGAAAAACAUGCAAAAUUCAAGGAAUGUAAAGAGUUAAGGUAGAAUGGUGUGAUGUUACAGUAGAAUGGUGUGAUGUUAAGGUAGAAUGGUGUGAUUUUAUGGUAGAAUGGUGGGAUUUUAAGGUAGAAUGGUGGGAUUUUAAGGUAGAAUGGUGGGAUUUUAAGGUAGAAUAGUGUGAUGUUACAGUAGAAUGGUGUGAUGUUAGGGUAGAAUGGUGUUAAGUUAGGGUAAAAUGUUGUGAUGUUGAGGUAGAAUUAUGUGAUUUUAAGGUAGAAUGGUGUGAUGUUAAGGUAGAAUGGUGUGAUUUUAAGGUAGAAUGUUGUGAUGUUAAGGUAGAAUAGUGUGAUGUUACAGAAGAAUGGUGUGAUGUUACAGUAGAAUGGUGUGAUGUUACAGUAGAAUUGUGUGAUGUUACAGUAGAAUGGUGUGAUAUUAGGUUAGAAUGGUGUGAUGUUAGGGUAGAAUGGUGUGAUGUUAAGGUAGAAUGGUGUGAAGUUAGGGUAGAAUGGUGUGAUGUUAAGGUAGAAUGGUGUGAUGUUAAGGUAGAAUGGUGUGAUUUUACAGUAAAAUGGUGUGAUUUUAGGGUAGAAUGGUGUGAUGUUAGGGUAGAAUGUUGUGAUGUUAAGGUAGAAUGGUGUGAGGUUAGGAUAGAAUGGUGUGAUGUUAUGGUAGAGUGAUGUGAUGUUAGGGUAGAAUGGUGUGAUGUUAUAGUAGAAUGGUAUGAGGUUAGGGUAGAAUGGUGUUAUUUUAGGGUAGAAUGGUGUGAUGUUAAGGUAGAAUGGUGUGAUGUUAAGGUAGAAUGGUGUGAAGUUAGGUUAGAAUGGUGUGAUGUUUAGUUAGAAUGGUGUGAUGUUAAGGUAGUAAAAGUUUCAAAAAUUAUCUUUGUUUUUUUUCAGUGAAAGCUCAGGUGAAGAAGAGGAAGCCGGAAAGGCAGACAAAAUAGAAUUUUCUAAACCUAGUCGACCAAACAAAGGGGGACAAUUCAGAAAACGAGCCGCUGACUCAUCCUCUCCAGAGCCUGAUAGAAAACAUUCACAUCAUCCAAGAUCACUAGAUAGUAGGAGGCAUUCGAGAUCCCCUGUUCGAAGAAAGCAAUCAAGAUCACCUGUUAGCAAGAGGCAUUCAAGAUCAAGAUCCCCAGUAAGAAAGAGGUAUACAAGAUCCCCUGUUACUAAAAGGCAUUCAAGUUCCAGAUCCCCGAUUAGAAAGAAGCAUUCAAGAUCUCCUUUUAGAAAGAGGCAUUCAAGAUCAAGGUCCCCAAGAGGUAAGAGGAACCGGGAGGGUAAAGAAAGACACCAUGGAUCUUCCAGAGAAACAUCCAGGAGAACAAGAUCUCGUUCAAGUUCAUCUGAUGAGCGAAAGAAUAAGACAGGGUCAGUUUCCAGAGCCAGUGAGAAAAAACACCAGAAAUCUAGUAUAGUGGGUAAACCAGACAAAGACAGUAAUUCACAGUCAACAGAAAGAAGCCCAAGUGCUAGCUUGUCAAAGUCACAUUCUGAUGACAAGCGUGGAACAAAAUCUGGCUCGGAUUCCAAACGAGAGGAACCUUUGAAUUUGUCAAGUAAUCAUGAAAGUAGCAGGAAAGGUAACCCUGAAGAGGCACCCUUGGAAGAAACCAAAGAAAAUUUUCAAAUCAGUCAAAAUUUAAAGUCAAUCAGAAAUGAAAUUAAUGAUGAUGGAAACAAAAGUCAAAGGGAGGCUCCUGUUGAUCCAAGAAAGAAAGUUUUCCCUCAUCACAAUUCUCAUAAAGACAUUUCAGAAGCUAAAAAAAGAUAUUUGCUAAGAAAAAUUGCCAGGGAAAGUGCAGCAUAAACAAUAUGGCCUUUGAACUUGAAGCUUCAAAGUAGUCCAUGUUUUUUUUGUGUGUUUUUUUUCUACAUGGAUGACUGUUGGCAAAAGUUUGUGUUACAUUAUGUGACUGACCUUUGUGUUGCUUUGUUAUUAAAAUUUAAAGUUUGA
Lymnaea stagnalis (great pond snail) is the source of this 16202-nucleotide messenger RNA. The record is from the annotation of a GenBank genome assembly. Lineage: Eukaryota; Metazoa; Mollusca; Gastropoda; Lymnaeidae.